CAAACCGCUUACAAAGGAGGAAAAGGAAGGUCACGGUGAACGGUGCAGGUCGCUAGGUAGCACAGAUUACAUCGUGAAAGUGACAGAUCGCAAGGAGACCCGCUGACCGGGGCUUUGGGGGUGGGGAGAAUUUGCUGCUUUUUUUAAAAAAAAAACUCCCCGAAUCAAUUUUAUCUUUAAAUUACCUUCGAAAGUUGAAUUGCAGAAACAUGGGAAAGGGAGAUAUCCUCAUGUGAUUUUAUUUGGAGAUCUGGCGUCUUGCAGGAGUUUGAGGCUGAACUCCGCUCUGUUUUGUUUUCAUUAUUAGAAGCAGAGCUCGGAGUCUCUCUCUGCCAUCCUAUUUGUUUUGGAGUUGUUGGAGCCUCUGUCCUUUUUGAGACCUGGGUGGUGGGGGUUUUGUUUUGUUUAGUUUGCGCCUUUCCCCUGUUUUUUUGUUUUCUCUCUUGUAAUCGUGUGUGGCUGGGGCUGGGCGAUGUGGAGGCUGGCGACUUGUUUGGUCGUGCUCGUGCUGCUGCGCUCUCUCACCGCUCUGCCGUGGCCCCUGCUCACCGCCGCCAGCUGCGCUCUCUACCUCGCCUCGGGAGGUCGCACAUUCCUCGGCGUCUUCUUCAAGACCAUCCACCGGGACGCGCAUGCCGCGGGGGUCCUCCUCAAAGUCAAGCUCAACGUGAGGCGGAACUUGAAACUGAACAAGACGAUUCCGAUAAUCUUCCACGAAGUUGCCCGGAGGCACCCGGACAAGACCGCGCUCAUCUUCGAGGGGACCGGCGUCACCUGGAGCUUCCGGGACCUGGACCAGUUCUCCAACCGAGUGGCCAACUGUUUCCUCCAGCAGGGCUUCCGCGCCGGCGAUGUGGUAGCGCUGUUCAUGGAGAGCAGGAACGAGUAUGUGGGACUGUGGCUGGGGAUGGCCAAGCUUGGUGUGGAGGUGGCACUGAUUAACUUCAACCUGCGGAUGGACGCACUGGCGCACUGCAUCAACGUCUCGAGAGCCAAGGCUAUCGUGUUCGGGGGCGAACUGAAUGCUGCCCUGAAGGAGAUCCACAAGCUGCUGGGAAAAUCCAUGUCCCUGUACUGCUCUGGAGAGCCUGAUCCCUCGGACGUGCUCCCUGGUACGGAGAACCUGGAUCGUUUGCUGGAAGCUGCGUCAAGCCAGUGCCCUCCCCCUCUCCAGGGCCGAGGAUUCACAGAUCGACUGUUUUAUAUCUACACUUCAGGAACGACAGGCAUGCCCAAGGCAGCUAUAGUUGUCCACAGCAGGUAUUACCGGAUGGCAGCUUUGGUUUAUUAUGGGUUUCGAAUGCGCGCUGAUGACAUUGUCUAUGACUGUUUGCCUCUCUAUCACUCUGCAGGGAAUAUUGUGGGGAUCGGCCAGUGUCUCCUGCAUGGACUGACUGUGGUCAUCAGGAGGAAGUUCUCUGCCUCUCGCUUUUGGGAUGAUUGUGUUACGUAUAGGUGUACGAUUGUACAGUACAUUGGGGAGAUCUGCCGCUACCUGCUGAGCCAGCCGGAGCGGGCGGUGGAGAGACAGCACUGCGUGCGAAUGGCCCUGGGGAAUGGCCUACGCCCGUCCAUCUGGGAGGAGUUCACUUCCCGCUUCCACAUCCCUCAGGUUGCUGAGUUCUACGGAGCCACGGAGUGUAACUGCAGCCUCGGCAACUUCGACAACAAGGUUGGUUCUUGUGGAUUUAACAGCCGCAUCCUGCCAUUUGUCUACCCGAUCCGAUUGGUCAAGGUGAAUGAAGACACAAUGGAGCUGGUUCGAGGUCCUGACGGGGUUUGCAUCCCCUGUAAACCAGGUGAGGCGGGUCAGUUGGUGGGUCGGAUAGUCCAGAGUGACCCCUUGCGGAGGUUCGAUGGAUACGUCAAUGAGACAGCGACCACCAAAAAAAUCGCACGCGAUGUGUUCAAGAAGGGAGACGCUGCCUACCUGUCGGGUGAUGUCCUGGUCAUGGACGAGUAUGGCUACAUGUAUUUCCGAGAUCGGACAGGGGACACUUUCCGUUGGAAAGGUGAGAACGUCUCGACGAUGGAGGUGGAGGGGACGCUGAGUCAGAUCCUCGGCAUGACGGACGUGGCGGUGUAUGGGGUAGAGGUGCCAGGUGCAGAAGGUAAAGCUGGAAUGGCUGCUAUAGCGGACCCUAACAAUCAGAUCGACCUGGAGACAUUCUACACUGACCUGGAAGUCGCUUUACCUCCUUAUGCACGACCCAUGUUCCUGCGAUUAUUACCAGCAGUGAGUAAAACAGGAACGUUCAAAUUCCAAAAAACAGACAUGAGAAAGGAAGGGUUCGACCCAAGAAACAUUAAAGACAGACUUUAUCUCCUGGAUCAAAAACAGCGAACGUACGUCCGAUUGGAUGAAGAGCUGUUCAGAAGUAUCCAAUCAGGGAAACAGAAGUUGUGAUGAAAACUCAUUGAUGUAUCUCUAACUUUGUUUACCUCAGUCUUACUGCUGUCAGUAGCCAGAAAAAGCAAAAGGAAUAAUUAAUUCCAUUUCUGUUACUUGACCAGACUUGCAUGUACAGGAACUUCACAGAGAAUUCCAUUAUUUUUCUUUAAGUUUAUUACAGAUUUGCUAGUAAUUUAUGAAGAACGAUUAUUACAAUUUUGCACAAGAGAAUUAUAAUUAAUUUUUAUUAUCUGUUUUGUUUGGGGUGGUGAUCUUCAGUUAGGGUAAAGUUUUUAUUUAUUGGUUUCUUCGACAGAGCCUGUGUAGCAUCUUCGAGUGUUUGAACGCUUAAUUAAACAGGUUCCACAACGGGACACAAGCUGUCACCGGUUCAUCUCCAUCUAAACCCUCCCUCAGUCCUGGUCCUUUUACGCCUAUCAGCUUAUUGUUCCCGGAUACAGGGAGGGAUGCGUACAGGUAGCAGUCCUCAUUGCUAAGGAAGGAUCCAUUCACCACUUCUAUAUUUAACACACCUAGUACCGGACGGGGGUGGGGAGCGUGGUGCCAUCGCAGGGUCGGCGCUGAGGGAGCACGGUGCCAUCGGUGACACAGAUUCACUCGAGUGACUCCUGCCAUGGGGGUGCUAAAAUCUUACAGUUUUGAAGUAGAUUUGUAGGUCGGUUUGUGGGUAUUGAGGUUGGGUGGCUCACUGAGCUGGUUUCUUGUUCCGCAGACAUUUCGUUACCAUGCUGGGUAACAUCCUCAGUGCAGCCCCUGAUGACGCGUCGGUGUGUUUUCCCGCCUGGUUUUUAAACUCUGGGGUCCGUUGAGCUGGAUUGCCUCACUUCCGGUUUUCCUUCGUAGUGGAAUGUAUAUGGGGUCGAGUUUAAUAAUGGCUUCCUUCGUAGAGUGCCAGGCUUCUAGGAAUUCCCAUGCCUGUCUCUGCUUCGCUUGUCCCAGGAUUUUGGUGUUGUUCUCCACCCCGCC
This is a messenger RNA of Stegostoma tigrinum, 3379 nucleotides long. RefSeq names its product solute carrier family 27 member 4 (gene slc27a4). Lineage: Eukaryota; Metazoa; Chordata; Chondrichthyes; Orectolobiformes; Stegostomatidae. Gene Ontology annotation, molecular function: long-chain fatty acid-CoA ligase activity; long-chain fatty acid transmembrane transporter activity. Gene Ontology annotation, cellular component: endoplasmic reticulum membrane; plasma membrane; microvillus. Gene Ontology annotation, biological process: very long-chain fatty acid catabolic process; long-chain fatty acid import into cell; medium-chain fatty acid transport. The record is from RefSeq and is a predicted model, not a curated record. The transcript is spliced from 12 exons. Bases 473 to 2407 code for a protein of 644 amino acids.